Messenger RNA from Colletotrichum graminicola M1.001, 486 nucleotides. RefSeq lists its product as uncharacterized. The transcript has a single exon. Bases 1 to 486 code for a protein of 161 amino acids. The record is from RefSeq and is a predicted model, not a curated record. NCBI's taxonomy places the organism in Eukaryota, Fungi, Ascomycota, Sordariomycetes, Glomerellales, Glomerellaceae.
AUGCCUCCUAAAAAGCCUCUUACCGACUCCGCUGCCACAACCCCGGGUCACAACUGUAACAACUCCGAGGUCGGUCUCAUGCUCGCAAUUUUGCGACUGAUCGACCGUCCCGCCAUUGACUUGGACGCCCUCGCCGAGGCCGUCGGUGCUGCCAGUGCCAACGCCGCCCGUACGCGCAUCUCCGCUGCCGCUUCGAAGCACGGUUGGUUUACCAACUCUGCCACAGCCACCGCAUGCAAUGUCAGUAACCCUGUGACCCCUCGCGGUAAAAAGGCUAUCGGCUCCAGCGGACGGAAGAAGAAGGCUCCAGCCGACGAGUCUGACGGCGAGGAAUCCCAGACUCCCUCGAAGAAGAAGCGUCUCAAUACCAAGUCCAAGAGCGCUGCCAAUGCAGAGCCUGAUGGAGGAAGCACCGCUCACGAGCUACACGGCGAUGGUGAACAGAACGAUGCUCCCAAGGAGGCCGAUGGCGACGAUGGGGUCUGA